CAAGCUAGAUUAGUUUACAAAUGGCGGACAUUACGGAUUAGAAGUAAACAUUCAUAAGAGACGAACGAAAACUUCGAAAUUAGGGAUAUUUUUUGUAUAAGGAUCGCAGAAUAAACAGCAAAAAUGGCGAUAAGCUUAGAAGAUUAUUUUAGAACAACAUUUGAGGACAAGCUCCUCGUUAAAAUGCCAGAGCGUGAAGAUGACCAUCUCACUCCUGCCACACGCUUGUUGGAGAAACGCAGAGAAAUGGCUGAGGUGGAACAGGCCUUGGCUGCACAGAAAGAGGAAUUUCAAAUGAAAAUGGAAAGUUUGCAGCAAAGGAGAGAAGAGUUGGAAAGGAAAGAAUAUCAACUUAAAAAAUCACUUUUACAGUUUGACAAAUUUUUAAAGGACAAUGACUCUAAGAAAGCAAGAGCAGUAAAGAAAGCCAAUGAUGAGAGAGAUAUGAAGAGGCAGAAAGAAAAGGAAAUUGAAAAAUUAAAAGAAGAAACAGGUGAUCUUGGAAGAACUAAAGACAGACUACAGAGAAAGUUAGAAAAUUACUCCAUAUUUCAUAAGUACAUGGAGAAGGCAUUAGAGAGAGGAGAAGAGUUUCAUGAGAUGAGAGAUGUUAUAGCAAGAUAUGACACACUUACUGCCACACAUGAGGAUCUUUUAAAAAGUGACCAAAAGAAUCAAGAAGUUAUUGAAAGGCAUAGACAACAGCUUAAUAAAUAUAUUGAAGACAAGGAUAAUGAGAUCCUGUCAUAUAACAACCAGUUAUCAAGUUUACAGACCCGUCUUGAUGUAGCACAGAGUGAAGCUGUCAAGUGGGAGUCACAGUGGACACAUAUCAAAAAUACUGCUGCCAAGAAAACAUUAGAAUUGGGAAGAAUCAAAAUGGCAACUCAUAACUUGUAUCAACUUGUGAAACGUCACCAGAAACAAGCUGCCCAGGCGGAGGAGACCCCAGACCAAUUAAACCAGAUCCAGAUGUUUCUGGAGGAUCUUUCAGACAUUGUGCGGGAACUUAAACGUCAAGAUACGACAUUCACCUCAGUGGGACCCACGUCAUCCAGCUAACAUCACUCUAGUCAUUACUGCAAAAAUAUCUCAACAUAGUUACCUUUUUAUUCUAUUAAAAAUAAGAACAAGUUUUAUUGAUUUUUUUUCUUGUAAACAUACAAUAAAUAUGCUACACCGACAGUCAACAUAUGUGUAAUCUGUUGUUAUUGUGAUACAUAGUGAUAAUUGUAAGGCAAAAAUCAAAAUCUCAAAAGGGAAUAUUCAAUUCCAAGAUGAAGAAAGUGGAUACAUUUUAAACCUUGGAAUAGGCUGAUUGUUAAAUGAUCUCAGAUCUACACAGAUUUGUCAAUAUGCUUAUCACAUUGUUUACAUUAUUGACAUAAAUUUUUUUUAUAAUUUGUCAGCUCCCUUUAACCUAGGAAUACUAUUUGUGUGUGUUUCAAUAGAUGUAAAAUUUAGGUAUUUUUGGUAGAAAUUGUUUUGUUUUUUAAUAAAAACCCAUCUUUUUCUUAUUCUUUAGGGUUCAUAACUCUGAUCUUUAACAUUUGGCUCAUUUUUUGCUUUAACCCAUUACUUCAUGAGCAUUUUGUGAAAAAUGGCUGUUUUCAUUGAAAAGUCUCCCGUUACAAGUUCAAAUUGCUAUAAUACUAUAAAAACUGCUUCAACACUAAUCAAACUUGGCACAAAUGUUGACUGGACCAUUGCCCUUGCAACAACAUGAUCAGGCUUAAAUUUUCUGUUACCAUGGCAACGAGGGGACAUCUCAAAAUUGCCAAAAAUCACUAUUUUGGGUUGAUUUUUUCCAUCAAAAUUGAUUUCAAAGUGCUGCAACUUCUCAAUGGAUUGAGAUAGAGUCAAAUGCUUUUCAACGUUGGUUACAUGUUACCUUAUGAUCAAUCUGGGGUCAUUUACAGCCUCUCACAAGUCCAAAAUUUUCUUGGCGAUGAGGGGGACUCCGCCCCCCUUCAAACCCCCCCAAACAGAAGGGGGCACAUCCCCCUUCUGGCAACCCCCUGAUGUAUCUUUUGGUUGGGGGGCCGCGCCGAAAAAGAGGUCAAUUUUUUUAACAACAUUUCUCAAACAAAAACAAGUGUUUGGGGCCUAAAUAAGGCAUUUUUCAUCAUUUGAGACAACAAAAAAAGGGGGGGGGGGGUGAAAAAGGCGUGUAUAUGAAGUAAUGGGUUAAAUUCUCAAACAUAGCAUAAACAUAUCCUUUAUUUUAAUAAUGAUAUUAAAUUUUGAAUGUUUCAUCCAUCUUAUUAAAAUGUUUUUAAAAUAUUUUUUUCCAAUUAUUAAGUGUUAACAGUACACAAAUUUUUUGACUAGGGAGUGUUAGUGACAAGUAUUUGUCAGUUUAGUUAAAAGUAGAUGUACAUUUUGAUAAAGGGAAAUAACUGACCAAUGUCACUUACUAUAUUUUACACUGACGUUUUUAUUAAGGGGAAGUAACUGAACAGUUUUCUGCAAGUAUAAUGUUCACACAACUUUUUUUAUAUCAGGCGAUAUUUUUCAGGGACUAUAAUUACAGUUUAAAAACAUCUUUAUCAGGGGUUGCAAUUGUCUGUAUAUUUUACAAGCAGUUUUACAGUCCUGAGAAGAAAUGAAAAAUUACCUAAAUUUGAAAGUGUUGUUUAUAUACAGCUCUGUUAAUCAGGAGUAGUAAAUGACCAAUGUCGGUCAUUAUGUAUGUAGUCCAUAAGUCUGUUUAAGCACACAAAUUGUCAGUCAAUACAUUUAACAUACUCCUUUUAUUAAAAGGGAAGUUACUAACUUCAGUGAAUUAUUUUUCACUAACUUUUCAUAUAAUUUUAUGCUAUUCAAUUUACAGAUUCAGAUGUUUAUUCAAGAUUUAACCACCAUUACCAAUGAGAUCAAGCGAAUGGAACUGUCUGGAACCUCAAUAAUACCCCCAUCUUCAAGUUAAACUGCUCCAACUUCUUGUGCAGUAGUUACCUCCCUUGGCAGUCAUAACACUGUAAGGGGAGGUCACUUUGUAUGAAUUUAUGAAAUAAUUUUCAUGAAACUGAAAGACUAAAACUACAUUGGAAUAUUUUUGAAAUAAUGUAAUAUGUUUUCAAUUAUAUUCUACGAUUUCUUGAUAUAUUUAUUUUUCAGUCUAGAAUUAUCAACAAUAUAUCAUGAAUUGAAAUAUAUGCAAUUGUCUCCCUUGUCACAAACUGAUCAUAUGAAGGUUGAUACCUUUAUGUAUGAUUCCAAUUGUUAAAGUGAUAUCUUUUUUUCAUGGUGCAGUUACAUUAUUCUAACAUUUAAGUCUAUGAUAUAAAAUAGGUAUAGACUUUUAGGCACAGUCCUUUCAAUUCCUUUGUGCAUUGUGCAUAUGUGUUCCCACAGAUUUUUUUCGCUAUAAAUCACUUUCAAAUGUUGAUUGUUUUACUUCAAUUACAAACACAGCAUCCAUUUUAUAAUAAGAUUUUUUGGUUGCAAGUUUCUUAUGUUUAAACAUAUCAAAAUGGUCAGAAAUGAAUUAUUUGUUUAUCCUUCUUACUAUUUUUUCUGGCUCAAAUAGUUUUCUCAUAAUUUGUUCUUAUAACAACAAAUGCAUUUAUUAGGUAUUGUUGUUCCAUGUUUUAACAGACACUCUUAACAAAUAUUAGAAUCCAUUUUGUUCCUAACAGAAAAUUUGAAAAUCAAAUUAUAAUUUUCAAACAAUUUUUGUACAAUAUAUUUGUUUAACAAACCAUUUUUGUAUUAUUUUAUAUUGUUAAAAUUUGUAUACAUUUGUAUUAUACUGUUAGUGCAAAUUUGACAUAUUAAAAAAUGAGAAA
Ruditapes philippinarum (Manila clam) is the source of this 3791-nucleotide messenger RNA. RefSeq names its product coiled-coil domain-containing protein 42 homolog. NCBI's taxonomy places the organism in Eukaryota, Metazoa, Mollusca, Bivalvia, Venerida, Veneridae. The record is from RefSeq and is a predicted model, not a curated record. The transcript has 9 exons. The coding region runs from base 124 to 1062 and encodes 312 amino acids.